GAUUCAGGGCAGCAGUGUAAGGGGAAACAGUGAGCGAGUGCAGUGUGUCAGCGCAGACCGGUGGGCUGAACCCAGACAUUCAGGAAUAUCACUAAAUACAAUCGAGGAACCACGACGGGGUAAAACAGAGCUCCUCUCGGAAGCUGAAUUCUGAACGAGGCGCCGUCUGUUGAAGAGUCAGAAAGAAGAGACCACAGCUUGUUUUCUAUUGGCUUAUGCAGUGGGAUUUGCAAAUUCGCAAGAUUUAAUCCAGGUUGAAUUUGAUUCACUCUCUUCAAGUCUCCUCUGUGAAGAUGGGCUGAUUUUCUUGACCUCUAUAUCAAUCUAAGUCCAUCUCCAUGUCUGAAGACUCCAAACAAUACCUGUUCUCCUCUCUGGAGGGGCAGGACCAAGCUGCUGGCUGUAGUUCCAUGGCUACGCUCCGUCGAAUGAGCGGUUUCGCAGAGGGUGGUGAGCUUGGCCUGGCCUCAGAAGGCAGUGACAGCAGCAGUCAGGACCCUCCUGCUUCGCCUCACAGUGACCACAAGAUGGCGCACUCCUUGCACGAGGAUGUUGAGAUGAAGAGUAGUGGGUCCAGUGGAAGUGGGACUGAAUCGCACGGCAAUGAGUCACACGGCAAUGAAUCGCACGGCAAUGAGUCACAUGGCAACGAGUCGACCGGAAGUUCCAAUGGCAACAGCAAAGAUUCAGCCCUAUUGGAAUCAUCAGGGAGCAACAAGAGCUCCAACUCCCACAGUCCUUCACCUCCUAGCAGCUCCAAUGCCUUCAGUCUGCUGAGUGCCAGUUCUGAACAGGACAAUCCCUCCACCAGUGGCUGCAGUAGUGAAGAGUCUGCUAAAGCAAAGACACAGAAGGAGCUGAUUAAAACACUCAAGGAACUGAAGCUCCAUUUGCCAGCAGAGAAGAGAAACAAGGGCAGCAAGUCUACGACUCUGAAUACCCUCAAAUAUGCUCUGCGCUGUGUUAAACAGGUUGAAGCCAAUGAGGAGUACUACCAGCUGCUUAUGAUCAAUGACAGCCAGCCAUCUGGCCUGGACGUGUCCUCAUAUACGAUAGAAGAGAUCGACAGCAUCACCUCAGAAUACACUCUCAAAAAUACAGAUAUCUUUGCUGUGGCCGUGUCUCUGAUCACGGGGAAGAUUGUUUACAUCUCAGAUCAGGCAGCGUCUAUUCUCAACUGCAAGCGGGAUGUGUUCAAGAACGCCAAGUUUGUGGAAUUUCUAACGCCACAAGACGUCAGCGUGUUCUACAGUUUCACCACUCCCUACAGGCUGCCCUCGUGGAGCAUGUGCACUGGAGCAGAAUCCUCACCUUCUGACUGCAUGCAAGAAAAGUCCUUCUUCUGUCGCAUCAGUGGUGGUAAGGAGUGUGAGGGAGAUUUGCAGUAUUACCCAUUUCGAAUGACUCCGUACCUGAUGAAAGUACAGGAUACAGAGCACACUGAAGAUCAGUUCUGCUGCCUCCUGCUGGCUGAAAGAGUGCACUCAGGCUAUGAAGCUCCAAGGAUCCCCACUGACAAACGCAUCUUUACCACCACACAUACACCCAACUGUGUGUUUCAGGACGUUGAUGAGAGGGCUGUCCCAUUGUUGGGAUACUUACCGCAGGAUCUUAUUGGUACGCCAGUGCUCUUGCACCUGCACCCAAAUGAUCGACCAAUCAUGCUGGGGAUUCACAGGAAGAUCCUUCAGUAUGCCGGUCAGCCCUUUGACCACUCGUCCAUCCGGUUCUGUACGAGGAAUGGAGAGUACGUCACCAUAGAUACCAGCUGGUCCAGCUUUGUCAACCCCUGGAGCCGCAAAGUAUCAUUCGUCAUUGGACGACACAAAGUCCGCAUGGGCCCCGUGAAUGAGGAUGUGUUUGCAGCUCCAGCAACAGCAGAGGGGAAAGUAAUGGACUCAGACAUCCAGGAAAUCACUGAGCAGAUACAUCGGCUAUUGCUACAGCCAGUACAUAAUAACGGCUCCAGUGGCUACGGCAGCCUUGGCAGUAACGAUCAUCUGAUGAGCGUGGCUUCAUCUAGCGAGAGCAACGGUAACGGAACCCGUCCACGCGCUGAGAAUGAGGAGGGCAGCAGAGCCAAACCAAGAACCUUUCAGGAGAUCUGCAAGGGGGUUCAUAUGCUGAAGAACCAGGAACAGCAGUCCAAAAAGAAUUCAGCCACAGAGGUACUCCAAAAGAGUCCAGCAGUUCGGCCCAAAGACUCAGCUUACCCAGUGAACUGGAGAGAGAGUGUGGAUGAGCAGCAGACCACAGUACAGGAGGAGCUCACCUUUAAAGACCAGACUGUCUACUCCUACCAGCAAAUCAGCUGCCUGGACAGUGUCAUCAGAUAUCUAGAGAGCUGCAAUGUGCCUAUCACAGUGAAAAGGAAGUGUCCGUCAUCCUCCAACACCACUUCCUCAAACUCAGACGAGGACAAGCAGAAGGCUGCUGAGAGCUCAAUGAAAGUGGCUGAAGAGUCUGGUCACCUGAAGCCGCAAGCAAGCCUCUCAUCUCUAGACGUCUCAGAAAAGCCAGCCAGCUCGGGUGUGGUGGGCACGUCGCUGACCCCACUGGCUCUACCCAGUAAAGCUGAGAGUGUGGUAUCCAUCACCAGCCAGUGUAGUUACAGCAGCACCAUUGUACACGUUGGGGACAAGAAACUCCAACCAGAGUCAGAGAUCAUUGAGGAUGCCCCUAGUGCUGUUGACACAGCAGAGGGGCCUGCUCUGGCUGUUCCCCCAGCUGCAGUUUCGCCUCCCAGCCAGGAAAGGGAGGCCUAUAAGAAACUGGGCCUGACGAAGCAGGUGCUGGCAGCCCACACUCAGAAAGAGGAGCAGGCCUUCCUCAGCCGCUUCAGAGAGCUGAGGGGAGUUCAUGCUUUUAAAGCAGACUGCUCCCUCUACCUGGAAAGGCAGAAAGGACAGGUCACAUCUGAUGCUGGACCCGCUCGUGUAGUCAAACAGGGGGGAGUCACGGAACCCGCCCCUCGCCGAGGGGGUCGCAACAAGAAGACAAAGUCCAAGCGCGUCAAGCAGAAUGAGUCGUCCGACAGCACUGUCUCACACAGGAAGCAGCUGUCCAGGCAAGAGCUACAGGGCCUGAACCAAACCUCCUGGUCUCCAUCGGACACCUCGCAGUCCACCUAUCCCAUCGCGUACCCAGCUAUGAUGCCCGCAUACCCGCUCCAAGUUUACCCAGGGACCAACAUUAUGGCCCCCCGGGUGGACACCUCACUCUCAGGAUUUGGGGACAGCCAGUGCAGCCAGGACCCACGCUGCCCCGUCCAACCCAUCCAGCCACCUUUUUCAGCCCCUCUGGUCACACCCAUGGUGGCACUGGUGCUGCCGAACUAUAUGUUCCCACAGAUAGGAAGUGCUCCCCGGCAGCCUUGCUACCCAGAGCAAGGGACCUUCACUGCCCAGCCAUCAUAUCCCCCACAGACUGUGUACCCCCCUCAGGCUUCAUUCCAGCCCCAGACGACAUUUCCUGUACAGACUCAGUUCACCACGCAAAAUCCCUUCACCCCGCCAACACCCUUCCCCACCCAGUCCUUCCCCUACACGCUCACAGGUGACCCGCCAAAGCCCGCAGAGACGGAGCUGAGGGAGGGUCAAUCCCGAAGCUCCACUCCUCAAUCAGUGGGUGGGCGGGACCAGUCUUCUCCACCCCUCUUUCAGUCUCGUUGCAGUUCGCCCCUGCAGCUCAACCUGCUGCAGCUGGAGGAGAGCCAGCGGUCUGUGGAGCGACAGGACAGCUCGGCACCCUCUUCUCAAGCCCAGGGGAACUGCACUGCUGCGGCAGAGAAAGGAGGGAAUGCAGGCACGCAGGGCAAAAGUGACAAAAAACAGCUGUCACUCAUUUCGCAUGGUCCAGUAGGGGCCAGAUAUGGGCCAGGGCAUCCUCUGAUCCCGCCCCCCCAACGAGGCCCCCUGUUGUCCAGGGAGCAAGAGAAAGAUGGAGAGGGUUUAUGGGACAGAGUUUUCUCUAAAUUCAGAUGUCCCAGCGAAGAGGAUGAAGGUUCAACAGGUAAUGGCCACCACUGUGAUGCUCUCUCAUCGUCUAGCGACCUGCUGGAUAUCCUUCUACUGGAGGACUCUCGUUCUGGAACAGGUUCCGCCACCUCCGGGUCCAUGGGCUCUGGUUCUAACGGCUGUGGGACCUCCGCUUGUGGGACAUCUGCCAGCGGUGGAUCUGCGAGUGGAACAGGGAGCAGUCACACCAGUAAUAACAGCAGUAACUACUUCGGCAGCGUGGACUCUUCACAGAAGUCCCAUAAGGCCAAGGGGCUGGGUGGUGGCGUUUCAGGGCCCAUGGAGAUGGAGGAGAGUGAGAGUCUGAUAAAGUAUGUACUGCAGGAUCCUCUGUGGCUCCUUGCAGCCAACGUAGAUGAGGCUGUUAUGAUGACAUACCAGCUGCCCUCUCGUGAUGUACAGCGAGUUUUGCGUGAGGACCGUGAGAAGCUGAGGCAGAUGCAGAAGAGUCAGCCGCGAUUCUCUGAGGAGCAGAAAAGAGAGCUGGCUGAGGUUCAUCCUUGGAUGAGGAGAGGAGGUCUGCCCAAAGCCAUUGAUGUCAAGGCUUGUGUCGGCUGUGAGGGAGUGACGGAGACGCUGAUUGAAGAGGAGCUCCCAGACCUGCACAUGGGGGAGUCUGAAAGCAGUGAUGUCACAGCGGCUCCCUCAAACCAGGAACAGUGAAAAAACUUCCUCAAAAAAAGUUAUACACAAAUAUUUCUAUGGUCUCCAUGUUUCAGUGUUGGGGACACUGUUUAUUUUACGAGUGUACAGCAGCCACAUACUCUCAAAGAGUGUGUGAGUGUGUGUGUGUGUUUGGGGGCAGUAUGAAGCCUCAGUAAAUUUCACUGUCAGAUGUGAGUUUUCCAACUCAAACUCUUCAUAGACUUCAUAGUCCUUGUGAUAUAAACUUUAUGAACAUUUCCUUUAUAUUAACAUUCUCAUUCUUUGUUGUUAUGGCAACAGUGAAGAGUAUUUUUGUUUCUUUGCUUUGUUCAUGUGUUCUGCUGUUAUUUUUAUGUUUUUUUCUUUAAAUGGAUGUUCAGGACUUCUGCCAUGUGCCACAUUGUGUUGUAGAACUGCAGUCUGUAAAUUUUCUUUUCAUUCUCCAGAGUAAAUACGAGAAGUGUAGCUUUUGUCUGAAAAGAUUGUCAGUGGGGGCUUCUACUGAAAGACGUUACAAAUAUUUAUUUUUAUAUACAUAUAAUAAUAUAUAAGUAAUAAAAAAUGUAUAUAGCUUUUUAUCUGCUGAAUCUGGAGAAAUGUAUAUUAAAUUAUUUUUCAGACCAGAGCAAUAGAAAAGGAGAAAACGAGAGAACUGCAUGUGGACCAAGCUCAGCGUCACUAUUUUGGAUGAGGCAGAUUUGAACCAAGAACUUUCUUCAAUGUGCAAUGAAAACAGUAAAAUAGUAUAAAAUACUGUAUAACCUAUUAUUUAGGAGAGGAAUACUCUCAAGAAACAUACAGCAAGUCACGCCUUCUUGGCGUACAGGGUAAGACAAUCACUUUGAUCUUCAGUUUAAGGUGAUCAUAAUGUACAAGAACAGGACUAUAAGGCUGCCUUAAGAGAUCUUGUAGAAGAAGUAUGUUUGAGUUUUGACUCUUCUUUCUACAUUUCCUCUUUCCUCUGCCCUGACAGUCAGCCCAGCCGGGUGAGGCCUGAUGUCUGUGCUGAGAAACUAGGUAGCUUUUGGGGGAAGCUAGUUUUGGAAAGUGCUACAGUUGCUAUUGGGGAACAUGUUUUAUCUUAGUCUUAAAAAGGCUGCAGUUAGGACAGUGUGUGCACUCUAAAUGUUACUUUUUGAAAAGUGUUUAUUGUACACCAAAUGUUGUGUGUGUCCAUUGUUAUGAUUACAUAACAUUUGUUUGGAAUAAAAUUUGAUUUUUUA
Molecule: messenger RNA, 5884 nt
Organism: Colossoma macropomum (tambaqui)
Lineage: Eukaryota; Metazoa; Chordata; Actinopteri; Characiformes; Serrasalmidae
Gene: per2
Product: period circadian clock 2
Exons: 25
Coding region: 339-4679 (1446 amino acids)
Biological process (GO): circadian regulation of gene expression; negative regulation of transcription by RNA polymerase II; entrainment of circadian clock by photoperiod
Cellular component (GO): nucleus; cytoplasm
Molecular function (GO): transcription cis-regulatory region binding; transcription corepressor binding
Source: RefSeq, a predicted model, not a curated record